ACGGGGAGAGAAAAUCACGCAUAAAAUCCACAAUUAUUCAUGCGUGGUUCCUCUCGAAAGCAAGAAAACAUUAUAAUAUUUUCUUGGUUAUUUCAAUUUUCAAGUGAAGACGUGUCCUUCAAAUAUGCUCUUUCCAGUACUAUAUAGCCAAUCAGCCAUUAAGUAAAGCUGUUUGUAUACACAAAGCUUCUGCUACUAGCCCUUGAUUUUCAAUCUUCUGGGACACACUUUUUGCUGGGUUUCUGAAGGAGUUUUAUUUGUUCUGUCACACGGGGACAUUACUUGUCAACAUAAAAGAAGAGUACACAUACUCCAAGACUUUAUAGGAAGUUGUUUCAACUCGCCUUUUGAUGGAGUACUUGUCAGCUUUUGAAGGAAAUUCAUAUUAUGGAAUUGUUGCAGCUUGUUUUGUUGUACUUGUAACCCUAGUGUCAACUGUAUAUAUGGGGAAAAUGAAGACAAAGAGAAGAGGCAUUGAAGAUCAAGUUGGCGGUGAACCAGGUUAUGCUAUGCGCAAUGCUCGAAAAUCUGAAUUACUCGAAGUACCUUCUGAAGGAGCAACAACUAUGGCAGCUCUAUUUGAGCAAUCUUGUAAGAAACAUUCGCAAUUACAGUGUCUAGGAACAAGAAAGGUAAUCAGUAAGGAAUUUAUUGAAGAUGGUAAGGGCAGGAAGUUUGAGAAGCUGCAUCUUGGGGAGUAUCAGUGGGAAACCUACGGGGAAAUAUAUGAUCGUGUGUGUAGCUUCGCUUCUGGACUUGUUAAACUUGGUCAUGAUGUAAACACUCGUGCUGCUAUCUUCUCCGAUAGUCGUCCGGAAUGGCUCAUAUCACUGCAGGGCUGCUUCCGGCAAAAUUUAACUGUUGUCACCAUCUAUGCUUCUUUAGGUGAAGAAGCUCUUAUUCACUCACUUAAUGAGACUCAAGUAUCGACAUUGAUCUGUGAUUACAAGCUAUUGAAAAAGUUGUCUGCUGUUUAUUCGAGGCUACAAACAGUAAAGAACAUAAUUUAUUUUGAUGAUGGUGAGGCUGCAGUUGAUUCUAAUCUUUCUAAUGAUAUGAGCAAUUGGGUGAUUACACCUUUUUCAGAAGUUGAGAAACUUGGUAAGAACAGUCCUGUAUCAUCUCAACUACCAGUUAAGACAGAUAUUGCAGUCAUAAUGUAUACAAGUGGAAGCACAGGUCUGCCAAAGGGAGUUAUGAUGGCCCAUAAAAAUCUUGUCGCAAGUGCUGCUGCAGUUUUGACAGUCAUCCCGAACAUUGGAAGCAGUGACGUCUAUUUGGCAUACUUGCCGCUAGCUCAUGUAUUGGAGUUGGUAGCUGAGACCGUGAUGAUCUGUGCUGGCAUGCGAAUUGGUUAUGGGUCAACUUUGACUUUAACAGACUCGUCUAACAAAAUAAAGAAAGGAACCAAGGGAGAUGCUUCUGUGCUAAAGCCUACUCUAAUGGCAACAGUUCCAGCCAUUUUAGAUCGAGUUCGAGAUGGAGUUUUGAAGAAGGUUGCAGAUACGGGAGGUCUUGCAGAAAAACUAUUCAACUUUGCUUAUGGCCGCCGGUAUACCGCUAUGGAAGGUAGCUGGUUUGGAGCUUGGGGAAUUGAGGCUCUUUUGUGGGAUCUCGUCAUUUUCAAUAAGGUAAAGUCUAUUCUUGGUGGAGACAUCCGUGCUAUGCUAUGUGGUGGAGCCCCUUUAUCUGGUGAUACACAACGAUUUGUCAACAUCUGUGUAGGGGCUCCUGUUGUUCAAGCAUAUGGUUUGACAGAAACUUGUGCCGGAGGUGCAUUUUCUGAUUUCAGUGACACUUCAGUUGGGCGAGUUGGGCCGCCACUUCCUUGCUGCUAUCUCAAGCUUGUUUCUUGGAAAGAGGGCGGUUAUUUGACUACUGACAAACCCAUGCCAAGGGGAGAGAUUGUAGUUGGUGGAAGUUGUGUAACCAAUGGCUACUUUAACAAUAAAUAUAAAACAGAUGAGGUUUACAAGGUUGAUGAGAAUGGCAUGCGUUGGUUCUACACUGGCGACAUCGGAAGGUUUCAUCCUGAUGGAUGUCUUGAAAUUGUUGAUAGGAAGAAGGAUAUUGUUAAACUUCAACACGGGGAGUAUAUUUCUCUUGGAAAGAUUGAGGCAGCCUUGAUGGCUAGUAACUAUGUUGUAAAUGUGAUGGUAUAUGCGGAUCCCUUGCAAACUUCUUGUGUGGCUCUAGUUGUUCCCUCGCGUCAGGUCCUCGAGAAAUGGGCCCAGCAAGCUGGCAUUGAGUUCAAGGAUUUCUCUGAGUUGUGUGACAAAAAUGAAGCUGUGGCUGAAGUUCAGCAGUCCCUUGCCAAGGAAGCUAAAGCUGCAAACUUGGACAAGUUUGAACUCCCGGCAAAAAUCAAAUUAUUGCCGGAUCCAUGGACGCCGGAGUCUGGAUUGGUAACAGCUGCUCUCAAGUUGAAGAGGGAAGCAGUGAAGGCCAAGUUUAAAGAUGAGCUCGAAAAGUUAUACAAGUGAAGCCACUGAGUUUGAGCAUGAGCUCAAAUAUUUAGACCAGUGAAGCAACUGUCUGAUAUAUAUGUCUGGUUGCUUCGAAUCUGAUCGUUAUAUUCCACUAAUUCCAAGUUCCCUUGGACCCUUGCUUUCUGCAUGCUUCCUUGUGAAGCAGCAAGAUUUGAAUCUUCAUUAGUACCAGCACUUCUCCAACUUGCUCUGUAUUGUAUUAAGUUAAUUUGCAAAUUCUAGAAAUUUUGAAUCAUAUGGAGCAAUGAAAUCUUCGAACUUCUUAUAGGGAUCCUA
Messenger RNA from Daucus carota subsp. sativus, 2765 nucleotides. Its product is annotated as long chain acyl-CoA synthetase 8. Gene Ontology annotation, molecular function: long-chain fatty acid-CoA ligase activity. The transcript is spliced from 12 exons. Bases 351 to 2483 code for a protein of 710 amino acids. Gene Ontology annotation, cellular component: endoplasmic reticulum; membrane. NCBI's taxonomy places the organism in Eukaryota, Viridiplantae, Streptophyta, Magnoliopsida, Apiales, Apiaceae. The record is from RefSeq and is a predicted model, not a curated record.